UUCGUCAACGGACUCUUCCUCAUCUUCACAGCCUUCUUCAUCUUCUCUGAAGGAGUGGAGAGAGCUUUGGAGCCUCCUGACGUUCACCACGACCGUCUGCUUCCUGUCUCUGUGGCCGGUCUGCUCGUGAACCUGGUUGGGAUCUUCGUGUUCCAGCACGGAGGACACGGACACUCGCACGGAGAGGGAGGUCACGGUCACAGCCACUCUCUGUUUAACGGCAGUGUGAAUCAAGGACACAGUCACGGAGGACACGACCACCACAAACACGCAGACAAACACGAACACGGAGGACACGGUCACAGUCAUGAUGGUCAUGGAGGUCAUGGAGGUCACAGUCAUGAUGGUCAUGGAGGUCACAGUCAUGGUGGUCAUGGAGGACACAGCCACGAGGAGCCACACUGUCACGACGAUCUGCUGCACACUCCAGGGAAAGGAGCCAGUAAACAGAUCCUGCAGGGCGUCCUGCUACACAUCAUCGCUGACACUCUGGGCAGCGUGGGCGUGAUCAUCUCGGCUCUCCUGAUGCAGAAAUACGACCUGAUGAUUGCUGAUCCGAUCUGCUCCAUGCUGAUCGCUCUUCUCAUCGGAGUCAGUGUGGUGCCGUUGCUGAAAGAGUCCAUCGGGAUCCUGAUGCAGAGAACUCCGCCCUCCCUGGACAACGCCCUCCCUGAGUGUUACCAGAGGGUGCAGCAGCUGCAGGGAGUUUAUAACCUGCAGGAGCCUCACUUCUGGACCCUGUGCACGGACGUUUACAUUGGAACAUUAAAGCUGCUGGUUGCCCCCGACGCAGACACACGCUGGGUCCUCAGCCAGACGCACCACAUAUUCACACAGGCCGGAGUUCGACAGCUCUACGUUCAGAUGGAAACAGCCGCCAUGUAGAAGCUCCUCCUCCUCUGAACACCUGGGACCAAUCACCUUCAGUCUGCUGCAGGUGACCUCUGACUCCACCCUCAAGGUCACUACAGGUCAGACCGAGAAGGGGGUGGGGGUGUGUGACUGAUCUCCCAUGAUGCACCAGCCCAACGCAUCCUGGAUGAACUCAAAAUGCCCCUCCCCCUUUUUUUAACCUCACCUGUCCAUCAGCGGACAGCGUGACCCCCCCCAGCUGCACUUUGUAGACUGGAGCAAAGCAUUCUGGGUAAGUGCCUUCAUUAUAAAUCAGAGACAAUCUGAGCCUGUUUCCUGUUUGGAUGCCCCUCCCCCUGUGACAUCACUGCUGGGACCAUACUGCUGCCAGCUGAUUGGAGAGCGGUGUGUGUGAUGUCGCCAUGUUUUUUUUUUUUUUAACGUGCCAAAUCAUGUGACCAAACCUUGUGACCAGUCUUGGGGUUUCAUUCUUUUUCAACUGUAAUAAAUAAUUCUGUUUCUCUGA
This is a messenger RNA of Labrus bergylta (ballan wrasse), 1378 nucleotides long. NCBI's taxonomy places the organism in Eukaryota, Metazoa, Chordata, Actinopteri, Labriformes, Labridae. The record is from RefSeq and is a predicted model, not a curated record.